AUGUCAUCAUACUUUGCUCUGCUGGCAGUACUGAGCACAGUCUCAGCGAGCGCGAUCCCCACGACCGCUCCUCCCAAGACACUAUUGAUCUCGUCAUCUGCACCUUCAUCCAAGCUCGCCGAUUGCAUGAAAUCCUCCUACUAUGGCACUUAUGGCGGCUCUGCUGAUUCCCAGGAUCAUAUCUACCUGCCGACUGAAGAAUGCCUGUCUGGAAAAACAACUUUGAAUGAGCUUACUUCUGGAUCACUUGUACCUCUCUCCGUCAACAAUGUCGAUAAUGGUCGCAUUGUAUGGGUCGGUCAAGCCGGCGUCGAUCCGUCUUUGCUGUCGACCAAUAUUGUUGAUAGCUGGGAGAUGAUCUCCGGUAGAUCACAAGAAGUUUCUCUCGUCUCAGCUGAUGAUACAGCUCAACAUGUUUUGUCGAACACCCAAUCUCACAAUCAACCCAUUCAGUUGCUUCAUCAAUCUCCCACAUCAAUGCUACUACACGUACCGCAGUCUUACCUUCCUAUUAUCGACACACUUUUACCAUCUCAUCUUGUUCCUGUUGCCCUGCCCUCCAAACCCUUACCAGCUAUAGCAAAUGGCUGGGAGCCUGUUCCAGGACAUUUCGCUAAACACUUGGCAAAUAUCACGAAGCAUCUCAGAUUUUCUCCAGAGAUAGAUAAAAUCGUUUCAGAGGGUAUUGAGCAUAAUCAGAUCAGAAGAGAUGUCAGAUUCUUGACUGGAGAAGCUCCAAGUGGUAUAGAGUCAAGACAUUCUUUUACUCCCGGAGCCGUCAAAGCCGCUCAUUGGAUCAAAGAGAAAGUAGAAGCAUCAGGAGCGGAUUGUCACCUUCACAUCUUCCUUGAUGGAUUCGCUCCAAAUGUUAUUUGUCAUUACCCUUCUUCACUCAAUUCAACAGAACAUGUCAUUCUUUCAGCACAUUACGACUCAAGAGGAUCGUUCGGAUCGACUCGUGCUCCAGGAGGUGAUGAUGAUGGUUCCGGAACUGGUCAUUUGUUAAGUGUAGCUCAUGCUGUUGGAACCCAAGGUGUCAAGUUCAAGAAACAAGUAGUACUCGCUUUCUUCGCUGGAGAGGAACAGGGUUUGUUAGGUAGUCACGCUUAUGCUGAACACCUUCAUGCUAAGAAUACUACUAUACUCCUCCAAGUUCAAGCUGAUAUGCUGGCGUAUCAUGCUCCCGGUGAACCCCUUCAGCUUGGUCUUCCCGAGUCAAUUCACCUUCCAGAAGCAACCUACUUGAUCGGUAAUCUCUCUCAAAUCUAUUCACCAGAAUUAGUAGUCGGUAGAACUGCAGCUUGUUGUUCAGAUCAUCAGUCAUUUGUUUCAUACGGUUUCCCGGCCACUCAAGUUUUUGAAAGAAACGGUUGGAUCGCAGAUCCUUUCUAUCAUAACUCGGGAGAUCUAUCUCAAAGAGAUGGGUAUGAUUUCGAACAAAUCGUUGCGAUCGCUAAAGUCACUUUGAGUGGAUUGCUGUCUGUUGCAGGUUAUCGAUUGGUAUUGGAAGCUUAG
This is a messenger RNA of Kwoniella shivajii, 1515 nucleotides long. RefSeq lists its product as uncharacterized. Gene Ontology annotation, molecular function: metalloexopeptidase activity. The transcript has 5 exons. The record is from RefSeq and is a predicted model, not a curated record. NCBI's taxonomy places the organism in Eukaryota, Fungi, Basidiomycota, Tremellomycetes, Tremellales, Cryptococcaceae. Bases 1 to 1515 code for a protein of 504 amino acids. Gene Ontology annotation, biological process: proteolysis.